UCGAGCUAUACUGAGUUAUAUCAAGGAGUUGAAGGCAAAAUAGAGACUUUUAUAUUCAUAAAAAAUGUCUUUCAAAUCGUUUGAAGCUCUUUUGGGAAACUCCAGAAUAGCACAACUUCCCAAAGUUGAAUCAUUUUUUAAUAUUGUUAAAACCAAAUCCGUACCAACUCAUCAGAUCAUUCAAACUACUUCUGCAAAUUUGUAUCGAAGAGAAUGGGGUUUAAAAUCAGCAUUACCAUCCAAGAUUAAGAGCAAAUAUAUCAUUGUUGAUCAAUUUGACACUAUUGAACAUAUGACCAAUUUCGAAAAAAAUGGUAGUUUUCAUUGGAUUAAAAAAAGAUUUCAAGAAUUGCAAAUCCCAUUAAUCAGAGAAAACGAAACAAAUUCUUUAAAUCCUUUAUUUAUGAACCCAGAAAACUUGUCUAAUUAUAAACACACACCUACUCCUUCAUCAUCUAUAAACUCUACUAUAUCUAAUUACAAUGCAGUUGGUCAAAUACAAGAAUUAAUCAACCCUGAAUCUGUUAAGAAUAACAGUGAUGCUAAAAAAUUAUACAAAAAUUUUAAAAAUUUAAGAUAUGAUUUUAAAGAAUAUUUGGUUAAAAAAAAUCCAUCUUUAUAUCUUCAAGCCCAUUCUAAUAUUAAUAAAAAGCAAUUAUUGGUUAAAGAACUUUUAAAUUUUCUUGAAGAAAAAAUGAAAAAAAAUGAAAAAAAUGAUAACAUGGACAUUUUCCAAAAUUAUCAAAAUGGUAUUAAAGGAUUCGGUGGACUAUCAUAUAAUCUUAAAGGUAGAUUAAAAAAUGAUAUUGAUGGAUACUCUUCAUCAACCAUUUUCCCUGGUAGAUCUGUUGGUUUAUCUGGAAACAAAAUGUGUGUUGGUGCUGGUUUUACAUUUAGACCUUUUAAUAAUACAAACAUUUUUCAAAACCUUUUCGGGGAAAACCAAAGAGAAUUUAUGAUUCCAAUAAAUGUUGCUACUGGUUCUAUUAAUGCUGAUGGUGCAGUUAAUUUAUUCGGUAAACCAUUUAAUAAAAACGAAGUUCAAAUAAAUAAAACAAAAAAGAGAGUUACCAAAGGUUACUCUAGGAUUGUUAAUGAUAUUCAUACUGAUAAAUCAGCUUAUAUAUAUAGUGAUGAAAAUGAAGAAAAUAAAAAAGUUUUUAUUAACAAGUUUAUAUCAAUGUUAAGAAAACCUGGAAAACCUGGAAAACCUAAAAAUUAAUGCUUUAAAAUAUAACAAGUAUUCAAUAUAUGUAUAUAGUAUAAUUUUAAAUACAUUUUGACUGAAAUAAAUUUUGGAUUGAUCAAAAUUAACUAAAACA
Messenger RNA from Ascoidea rubescens DSM 1968, 1322 nucleotides. RefSeq names its product mitochondrial 37S ribosomal protein bS1m (gene MRP51). Bases 65 to 1222 code for a protein of 385 amino acids. The record is from RefSeq and is a predicted model, not a curated record. Gene Ontology annotation, biological process: mitochondrial translational initiation. The transcript has a single exon. NCBI's taxonomy places the organism in Eukaryota, Fungi, Ascomycota, Saccharomycetes, Ascoideales, Ascoideaceae. Gene Ontology annotation, cellular component: mitochondrial small ribosomal subunit. Gene Ontology annotation, molecular function: structural constituent of ribosome.